Molecule: messenger RNA, 9923 nt
Organism: Diachasmimorpha longicaudata
Lineage: Eukaryota; Metazoa; Arthropoda; Insecta; Hymenoptera; Braconidae
Exons: 4
Coding region: 468-4373 (1301 amino acids)
Biological process (GO): DNA integration
Molecular function (GO): nucleic acid binding
Source: RefSeq, a predicted model, not a curated record
UAAUCGGUCAGAGUAGUCUCAGUGCCGCAGAAAAACGGCAGUUCAACUUCAACAUCAGCCAGCAGCAGUCAUCUCUCCGAAGAGCUCCGGGAACAUUAAAUCGACUAAGUUCCAAAUUAUUUUUGGACUUAGAAAAUAUUUCUGAAGUGAACCAACGAUUAAAAAUACAGUUUUCGUUCGAUAUAUAUAUAUUUAUUAAUUUUGUUUCUCUCGGAAAUCCAGAAAAGAAAACGUCAAUAAGUGAAAUAACAAAAAAAAAACUUUAUUCAAAAAGACUACGGAAAACGUAUCAUCCAUCCAGCCAAGCAGCCGUCCAGAUAGCGACCCAAAGGACUAAUUAUAAAAGAAAUAACGAAAACAAGGUUUCCAUAAUUGGAAGUCCAGAAUUGAAUAUUCAAGGAAACGCAUACAUCAGAGCUAUCAAUCAAAGUGAUCAAGAUUUGACCUUGCCUACGCCUGUGAUUAAGAUGGGCCAGUGUAGUUGGUUAACAUGUAGAGGAGAGACUGAUGCACAGCGCGAACUGAUCCGCGAAAACAAUUUUCAAGAAGAGCCUAAUUCUCAUAUUCAAAAACUCGACUAUCUAAGUCACAAGCCAAAUUGGUUCGCAAGUCCACCUCUCGAUACUAUUCCCAUUAAUGUAGUCUCAAGCGAUAAACUCACUGCUGAACGUGCAAAAUCUAUACAAAACCUCCUCUAUCUCGAUCAUUUGACUGAAACAGAAAAUACUGUAAUUACUGAACUCAUUAGCCAACACCAAGACCUUUUUGUUCUUAAUGGCGAAGCUUUAGGUGCUACAAAUGCUAUUUUUCAUCAAAUUAAUACAAUAGAUGACGUACCUGUAUUCAAACGACAAUAUAGAUUCCCUCCUAUUCACAAAGACGAAAUUAUAAAACAAUGUACAGAAUUAGAGGCAAGAGGUAUAAUUAAACCAUCCGAUUCGCCCUAUAGUUCUCCCAUUUGGAUAGUUCCGAAAAAGGAAGAUUCCUUAGGAAAUAAAAGAUGGAGAAUGGUAAUUGACUACCGAUCUCUCAAUGAAAAAACCAUCGGGGACGCCUACCCUCUCCCAAACAUUAAUGAAAUAUUAGACCAGUUGGGAAAUGCCCAAUAUUUCUCAAGCUUUGACCUUGCUAGUGGAUUCCAUCAAAUCCCUAUUCAUCCUAAUGACACACAUAAAACCGCAUUCUCUACACCCUAUCAGCACUAUGAGUUUACGCGCAUGCCCUUCGGUCUCAAAAACGCACCCCCAACAUUCCAAAGAAUGAUGGAUAAAGUCCUAAUUGGAUUACAGGGUAAAGAAUUAUUCGUCUACAUGGAUGAUAUAGUGAUCUAUUCUCAGACUCUUGAAGAGCAUGUUCGAAAGUUUCAAAAUUUAAGUGAGCGCUUACGAAAGGCUGGUUUGCAACUCGAACCGGAUAAAUGUCACUUUUUAAAGAAAGAGAUCAAUUAUCUGGGACACAUUAUAUCAUCUGAUGGAGUACGUCCGGAACCAAAAAAAUUAACAGCUGUCCAAAAUUUUCCAAGACCAACCAAUCAGAAAAAUAUCAGACAAUUUCUUGGCCUAACCGGGUAUUACCGUCGAUUCAUCCCAAAUUAUGCAAAAAUCGCCAAACCUUUAACCUCUCUCCUAAUGAAAGACAAGAAAUUUCAAUGGGGCGACGAGGAAAACAAAGCCUUUAGUAAUUUACGGAACGCGCUGUGCAAAUCUCCCAUACUGCAAUAUCCAGAUUUCACCAAGGAGUUUGUAAUCACGACAGAUGCUUGCGGAUACGGCAUUGCCGGAAUUCUCAGUCAAGGAGAGAUUGGUAAAGAUCUUCCAAUUGCCUAUAUCUCAAGAGUAUUAGGAAAAUCAGAAAGAAAUUACUCAACUAUAGAAAAGGAAAUGCUUGCUAUCAUUUAUGCGGUAAACUACUUUCGACCUUAUGUCUACGGUCGGAAAUUUACAUUAGUUACAGACCACAGGCCUUUGACUUGGAUUAAUUCGGUGUCGUCGCCAAAUUCUAGAAUUGUUAGGUGGAGACUAAGUAUGCAGGAUUUUGAUUACCGAAUAGUAUAUAAACCAGGGUUAGUGAACGCAAAUGCUGAUGCUUUAUCUAGAAAUAUUCCAUUUAAUAACGAAACAGAAUGCGACAACGAUGAUACUUUGUUAGAUAUAAAAAGAAUUUUCACGAUUGAUUCUGACACCUCUUCUAGUGAUUCAAUAUUUACGGCCCCAGCAAAACGAAAAAAGAAAGAGGUAACAAAAGCACUGACGAAAAGAUCUCGUGUGGGAAGCGAUGAUAUUGAUAUAGCAGUAGAUAACAGCACGAAAUCAGAGGACAGUGAGAAUGUAGGUAGAAAUAAAAGAAGUAAUAUAGCUGACGAAGAUAUCACGCAACAGACAGGCUCAAGUAGCGCGACGGAAAUCUUAGCCGAACAUCCGGCAUCUGAACCCCUGAUAUCACCUGAAGGAAAUGACUCAGAUAACGAACAUAAUCACAGUGAGCUAUCCAGUAACGGUGGAUUAGCGGAGAGCGAACGCAGCUCUGAGUCAUAUCCUGCAAGCGUUGCAAAUAAUCAAGACAUCGACCCAUCCCACUAUUUACCCCCAGCCGCUUGUGAUGAAAUAGAUGAAACAUUUUUUGAUGACGGGUCUCUAGGGUUAGCAGACUUUACUGAAAUUAUGUCCGACAUGUUCAUAUUCCCAGAGGAUGCACAAGAUAACAACUCGACUGAUAUACUCAGAACAGACCCUAUUAGCAAUCAAGAGAAUGAAGCAGUUGUGGUCGAUGUACCUGACUCAGAUGAUUCAAGCGAUUCGAGCGAAGAAAUAUUCCCAACAGCUCGCGUUCCAUUCGAGAAUCAACGACAAAGGGAAAAUAAAGAAAGACUACCACCAAAUUCGCGAAUAAUUUCGGAUCAGGUAAUUGAAUGUCGUGACAAUUUAGCCAUGCGACAAGACAAUUAUCUUAUCUUUACUUCUAUUAGGGGUGAAGCUUGCGAUAAUGGAGCUCUGGAAAUACUGCAUACAAUCGAUUGUCCGAUCAAUGAUCUCACUUUACUCCGUGUAAAAGUUAUACCUUAUAAGAAAAAACUUACCCUCAUCCUACCCCUGCGUAAUAAUAGGAACAACAUAGUGGUUGAAGAAGACAUUCGCGAAGGGUUACAGUCUGUUCACAACGCAAUAAUCGAUCUCAAUAUCAAAUCAAUUAGCAUAGCUAAGACUGAUCAAUUCGACGACGUACCAUGGAAUAUAAUAGAACAAAUCCUAGUAGAUACAUUUGCACCAAUUGAUGUAAAAAUUACAAUUUGCACGCAAGAAGUCAUAAUUCCCAAUGAGCAUGACCGAUCCGAAAUCCUACUCGAGUAUCACGCUAGCGCGACGAACGGUCAUAAAGGUACGACGAAAACUUUUAAUCGUCUUAGGCAGAACUUUUUCUGGCCAAGUAUGAGACAAGACGUUAUCGAACUCAUUCGUAAUUGCAGGGCAUGUCAGCUGAAGAAAUUAGUUAGGGUUAAAACGAAACAACCUAUGGUUAUUACCGACACACCUAAAGCAGCCUUCGACAAAAUCGCCAUGGAUAUGGUGGGACCUUUAUCGAAAACUAAAAAUGAUAAUAUAUAUAUUCUCACCAUUCAAGAUUUGUUAACUAAAUAUUCUCUAGCUAUACCUUUAAAGAAUGGAGAUUCUAGAGAAAUAGCAAUUGCUCUUGUUAAAAAUUUUAUCUGCUAUUUCGGAGCACCAAAAAUCAUACUCACCGAUCAAGGCUCAAAUUUUAUAUCUUGUCUCAUGAAAACAAUUGCCAAGAAAUUUCGAAUUAAACAAUAUCAUACUACUGCAUAUAGACCUCAAAGCAAUGGAUCCAUCGAAAGAUCCCACCAUGUCCUCAUACAAUACCUAAAACAGUACGCAGACACCCAUACAGAUUGGGACGAACUAUGUGAAUUAGCUUCUUUUGCAUAUAACACUAGUGUCCACGAGGGAACGGGAUACACUCCUCAUCAAUUAGUAUUCGGGAAAUUAGCUAGAUUACCAUCCAGUCAAGCCGCUAAUGAGCCAAUCGAGCCUACAUACGGAGACUAUUUGCGCCAACUAUUUACUCGAAUCACUACAUUUCAAGAAACAGCAGGACAAAAUCUUCAUCAAGCAAAACUUAAAUCUAAAGAAUAUUACGAUGCGAAAAUAAAUCCACAACAGCUUAGUGUGGGAAAUAAAGUAUUUUUGCUUAAAGAACCCAAUAAGGGAAAAAUGACUGACCAGUAUGAAGGUCCUUAUAAUAUCAUUGAAAUACUAGAAAAUUGUAACGUCAUAAUAAAUAGAAAUGGAGCCAAGAAAAAGGUUCAUAUUAAUAAGCUACGGUUAUCUAAAAUGCAAGUUUCUCUCAUAACCAGAUAAAUGAUAACACAAUAGACAUUAAGAAUAAAAAUCUUCAAAAGUUAGAAUCAUUAUUUCAGCUAGAAUAACUAAUUAAUAAUUAAUAACAAAUUAUAAUCAGAAAAUUAGGGUAGUGGGAAAAUUGAGUUAGCAAAAUCCCAACAUCAUCCAAAAAUGUUACAGAUGACUCUAAAAAGGAUGAUGACGGCUAUUCUCGUCCUGUUGUUCAUCAACACCCAGGAAAUUAAUGGAUUAGUAGGUUAUGAUUGUAGUGGGUCUACCUUAAACAUCACCUCGUAUUCUCUACUCCAGGUGGGGCAAUGUCACAUCCCCCUUGUUAAACCCAAAUCAACAAAUGUCAACAUCGAACUUAUGCAACUUAACAAAUAUGGACAAAUUACGGUCGUAGAAUGUCGAUUACAAUUAGAUCGAACAAUUCACCGUUGCGGAAUGUUCUCCCAUGUAGCAAUAGUGCACAAUUACCGCAGGGAAUAUUUUGUUGAGCUGGAACAACACGAAUGCCAAAAAUUACACGAUUCCACUACACGACGGGGAGAAGGCCGAAUUUCAAUGGGGUUUGGAGUCAAUAAAUACUUUGGGAGUGACGAUCCAAGGGGUCCCCAGGGAAACGGCGGCGAAAUAAGAUAGAAAAAAAAAAAAAAAAAUAAAUAACUAAAUAAAUAUUAUUUUAUAGUAUUUUAUACAGUAUUCGAAACUACUCUUUCUAUAUUUUUUUUAUAAUUAUCACUAGCAUUGUAUUCAAUGAAAUAACCUACAUAUAUAUGUAUACAUAUAUAGAUAUAGAUUUUUUUUAUUUUUCAUUCAUAUGUGCAUAAAAUCAUAAUGUCCAUAUACAUUUUUUUUUUAUUGGGAGAUAAUCCCGUACCGAAUGUACUCUCAAUGCUUUAUAUCGAGUCAAACAUUCAUAAUCAACAUUUGUAGACAUUAAAACAAAAACAUAACAGAGGUCAUUAAUAUAAAUCAUGACAUAUUUAAUAUCUACACUGUGCGACAUUUAUUAAUUCCUUCAGCAUAACAAUCAGUAAACCAAAAAUUGGACAUACAUCAUAAUUUUUGGCAAACUAAGGCUAGGGGAAAAAUAACGCGCUUUCAACCAAACUUUUGAUUCCAAACGGUAUCAAGAAUGAAAAUAGUUUAGUCAAAAAACAUUAGACAAAGUAGAUAAUAACAGAGCACGCAACAUUACCAUGCUGCACUUAAUAUUUUAGACACAUAAUUUUUUUUUUUCUUUUCCCGACUUUUGCUGUCCGCAUCCCUUUUAUAUAAUCUAGGUGAAGGUAGCACUAAUCUGCACGAGCACGUAUUUGCAAUGCACUGAAUGCAAAAUAUAGAGUUAUAAAUGGAACGAAACGUUUUUUCUUCCGUAAAUAAAGAAAUAAACGUCUCAUAUCAUUCCAGAAUCAGGAAUGGACAGACACACGAAUGAGCGCCCUCGUAUGAUUAGGAUAUGGAGACACCCCAAUAAAGAAAUCUUAGAGGCGAGGAAAAGGAAACACCGAAUAUUAAUUAUCGCGAGACAAUUGCAAAAGAAAGUAGAAAAAAUGCAUAAAUUAUUAGAUGUAUUUAAACAAUAUUGCGAAGCGAAAAUCGACGAAAUAGAAAAUACCGAUAGUCACGAAGAAUUGGAGGAGAUUUCGGCGGACGAAAUAGAUACAGAUAAUGAUAGCAGAUAAAGAAUACAUAAAAUGGAUCCAUCAAUCCGAUACAGGACGUUACGAGCGUCCUUAAUACUGAAUUAUCCUGUUAGUCUGAGGAAUCAAAUAUAUAAUAAACUUACUACGUAUUCCACAAAAAUCGCAGACUGCAGAAAAGCAAGGGAAAAACCGGCAGCGCUUAACAAUUUAACAGAAAAUCUCGAAGAAAUACUCAAACCACUACACAUCGCUGUCAUACAAGGAGUACUAUUUGGCAACAUGCACUUUAUAAAAUUGGACACGAAUCCUCAAAUCAUGAAAUUUUACAUGAAUGACGAAUACGAUUGGCGCAAGGAAGCCAAACUGUGUCGACAAAUAAUUAAAACAUUUAAAAGACUACUGAAAUGAAGAAAAAACUAGGAACAUUAAAUACGUGAAGUGGGAUUGCAAAACUCAGUGCAACAAAUAAUUAGAGAUUAAAUAGUGAAAUACUUGAAUCGAAUAGUUAAAAUCAAUCAAAUACUGUCAAACAUGCAACGCUUAGAUAAAAAUAAAUUAUAAUAUGUUUAAUUGAAUUUCAGUGGGUUAGGAGCUUAUCCUUUCGAGCUAAUGUACCGGAGAAUCCCCUGAUAGAGUUCAUAACGAUAAAAUAUGUAAAAACCACAAAACUAUGGAAUAAGGACCGUGAUUGGUUGAUUUUUCACAAAAAAAAAAAGACGAAACUAUAAUAGACUUUUACAGUUGCUUUUGUCGCUAAAACAGACAAAAGCAACUGCACUCACCAUUGUCAUGUUACGUAUUCACAUACGUUUUCUAUGAAUGAUAUCCCCUUGAAGCAAUUGCAAAAUAUAAAGGAUGAAAUCAAUCAAAUAUAAAUACUAAAUACCGCUAUAAAUUACUGAUCAUAUAUUUCAACCAGAGGUCAUGUAACAAAACAUUCUUAGAUGAAUGACCAAAAGGAUUCUAUAUAUAAAUAAGAAUAAAGAAAUGAAAAGAUAGAAACAUUGACGGAGGACGGAACAGUAUUUCUCCCUCUGACGUCGCAAGCCGAUGACCUUUAAUACAAUCAUUGCACAGAAUAAAUAAAUGAUUACUUAAAAUAAAAAUAAUUCGGGACCAUGAAGGAGCCCACAUACCAAUGAUUAGAAAGAAACUCAGCUUUGCGACGUUAGAACAGGGUUAAACCGCGAGGACGAGUAACGCACCCUCUCAAAAAUGACGAAAUCUUGGAAAUUUCCACGUAUAUAUUGAUACGAGUCAAUCUAAGAAUGAUGUGACUCCGAUUGAAAUAAAUGAAAAGACAAACGAAGAAUGAAAUACAAAAGAGAAAUCAUAAUUCUGAAAAAUAGAAGCAAUUGCAAAGUAUAAAUACCGCUAUAAAUAACUGAUCAUAUAUAUCAACCAGAGGUCAUGUAACGAAACAUUCUUAGAUGAAUGACCAAAAGGAUUCUAUAUAUAAAUAAAAAUAAAGAAAUGAAAAGAUAGAAACAUUGACGGAGGACGGAACAGUAUUUCUCCCUCUGACGUCGCAAGCCGAUGACCUUUAAUACAAUCAUUGCACAGAAUAAAUAAAUGAUUACUUAAAAUAAAAAUAAUUCGGGACCAUACAGGAGCCCACAUACCAAUGAUUAAAAGAAACUCAGCUUUGGGACGUUAGAACAGGGUUAAACCGCGAGGACGAGUAACGCACCCUCUCAAAAAUGACGAAAUCUUGGAAAUUUCCAUGUAUAUAUUGAUAUGAGUCAAUCUAAGAAUGAUAUGACUCCGAUUGAAAUAAAUGAAAAGACAAACGAAUAAUUUAAAUACAAAAGAGAAAUCAUAAUUCAGAAAAAUAGAUAAAUUCGACUAUUGCAUCAAAAAGGAUACAUGAAAAGUCAAGAAAUAACGUAAACUAAAUAUUCCAUAAGACAAUGGCCAUGAAAAGUUAUGAAAAAAUAGAAUUUGUUAAUAAACAAUUAACAAACAUUUAUAACAACAAAAUGAAAAUCAGUGGAAAAGAAAGAACGAUCACCGGGGUAAGCACCCACCAAAAAUCUCUUCUUAAUCUGCAUAAACAGUUGAGAUAUUUAUUUUUGAAGUUUCAUACACACACAUACAAGCCCAGGUAUCCGUGUGUCCACAAAAUUUUCGAAAAUUCUAGCGUACGCAUUAUUGAUGAUAGAGAAAUGGUUUCCAUACAAAAGGGACUCCAUAUUCUGAGAACUAUUCAUUUCACUCAUAAAGAUAAUAAAAUUUAUUAACAAAUAUAAUUGUUGUAAACAAAAUAUACAUGAAAUAUUCUACGAACAAUUCAGAAAAAUCGUAAAAGGAAGUUCUGUAGAUCCUUGAUAUGUAACUAAAAAAUCUCUUCUUAAUCUUCAUAAAUAGUGAAGAUAUUCAUUUUUAAACUUUUACACACACACAUAGAAACCCAUGUAUCGGUGUGUCCACAAAAACUUUGGAAAAUUCUAGCGUCCGCAUUAUUGACGAUAGAGAAAUGGUUUCCAGACAAAAGGGACUCCAUAUAUUGAGAACUAUUUAUUUCACUCAUAAAAAUAAUAAAAUUUAUUAACAAAUAUAAUUGUUGUAAACAAAAUAUACAUGAAAUAUUCUACGAACAAUUCAGAAAAAUCGUAAAAGGAAGUUCUGUAGAUCCUUGAUAUGUAACAAAAAAAUCUUUUCUUAAUCUUCAUAAACAGUGAAGAUAUUGAUUUUUAAAUAAUUCACACGAUACACACACACCCAAAUCCUUGUAUCGGUGUAUGCAAAUAAAGUUCGAGAAUCGUUAGCGCCUUCCCUAUGGGACAUAUGCAAAAACAUCCCAUAUAGAAACUAUGGCAUAAAUUAUGAACUACAAAAAUGUGUAAUAAAAAAUUGUAAAAGUCAAUAGACAAAACUGAAUGUCUAUUGACAUGUCAUUAGGAAUUACCCCUAAAAAAUCUAAAAUUGGCGAAAUUAGUGCAUUUAAAUAACAAGAACAAGAAUAUGAAAGAAAAUUAAACAAAACUCAACAAUUUAAACAUGUCAAUUUUGAUAAAUUAGCGAUCUUAAUUGUAAAUGUUAAUAACCACGAAAUUAAUGAACGAAUUGCUACCGAAAAAUCCAUAAAAAUAGUCCACUGAAUCCUCUAACGACUGAGCCAUUGAUUAGAUUUUUCACGUUAUAAACAACGCCAUUAAAAGUUAAUAAACAUUUUUCAAGGUCAAGUCAAUAUCUCCGAAAGUUGUAUAGUUAAGAAAAUGAAAAUUUAUGGAAAAAUGCUAUAAAAUGUGGACAUUUGAAUGGAUGAAUAAUUGUUCCUGAUUACUGAAAAAUACUAUUGUUAUUAACAAUUGAAAUGUUAUAAAAAAUUGUCAAAAAGGUUUUAAUACUAGAAUCGUAUUUCUAGACCAAAAAUAGGGUCAAAAAUGAAUUUUGUCAAAUUUGUCAAGAGACAACGUCAAUAGACAAAAAUUGCUUAUAGUAGUACCAUGAGGAUGCCAAAAGGAUCCAUUUAAGCUAUAGUGAAAAUCACGUUCAAAAAUUAAUUUUAAAACAGAAAAAUCAUUGUCAAAAUAUCAGAAAUAAUUUUUAAGAAUUAAAAAUGUAAAAAUGAAAAAUGUAAUAAGGCAUAAGAGAAUGUCACAGCAUUAGAUGAGACUAUACACAGAACAUAUGAAUACGCAUCACGCGCCAUCCCUACUCUCAGUCAAGUGGAGUUGCACGUUAAACGAAGCAUCCCCACCAUCCCUACUACUGGAUAGCGUGCGCCAACGAUCGACGCGGUGAAUAAUCGGUCAGAGUAGUCUCAGUGCCGCAGAAAAACGGCAGUUCAACUUCAACAUCAGCCAGCAGCAGUCAUCUCUCCGAAGAGCUCCGGGAACAUUAAAUCGACUAAGUUCCAAAUUAUUUUUGGACUUAGAAAAUAUUUCGUGAGUUGUGGACUUGGAAAAAUUUC